AUGGCCAUGAUGUCGCCUGGUCACGCCUCUUUGUCAUCGCCCGUCGCCCCUCGCGCCCUCGCCUCGCCCGUCGUUGCUGCCAGCCCGCCCGCGUACGGCAGUGCGGCCGCGCACGGGGACACCUGCAGCGACGGCGAUGAGAGCGCUGGUAGCGCGGGCCGUGCGGGCGUGGGAGGGAGCGAGCACGGCGGCGGCAGCGGCGGGGCGCACGAGGGCGUGGCGGGUGAGUCGCUGCUGCAGCAGCACCAACGGGCGCGGGCCGAGGAGGCAGUGGCCGCGUUAUCGAGUCCGGAUAUAUCGGAUCCGGAUGAUAGCGACGAGGAGGCGGAGGAGCGGGAGGAGGCGGAGCACACGCAGCAAGUGCUGGGCAAGGCGUACGCGAACGUGUUCGACCGCUACCACAUGGGCGCGGAGCUGGGCCGCGGCCAGUACGGUGUCAUCUGGCUCGCCACGGAGCGCGCCACGGGCGAGACUCUCGCGUGCAAGUCGAUCUGCAAGGCGAAGCUGGAGGGCGACGGCGACGUGGAGGACGUGCGGCGCGAGGUGGCGGUCAUGCAGGCGGUGCGCGGGCACAGCGCCAUAGUGGAGCUGCGCGGCACGUUCGAGGACCGGCAGUGGGUGCACGUGCUCAUGGACGUGUGCCUGGGCGGCGAGCUCUACCAGCGCAUCCUGCAGCGCCAGCGGUACCCGGAGAGCGACGCGGCGGUGGUGUGCCACACGCUGCUGUCCGUGGUGGCGCACCUGAACGCGCUGGGGCUCAUGCACCGCGACCUCAAACCCGAGAACAUCCUGCUCGUGUCGCCGGACUCGCACACAGACGUCAAGAUCGCUGACUUCGGCCUCGCCACCUUCGUCCAGCCAGGUGCGGCGCUGAGCGGCAUGGCGGGGAGCGCGUUCUACAUAGCGCCGGAGGUGCUGGCGGCGCAGUACGGCGUGGAGGCGGACAUGUGGAGCGUGGGCGUGGUGCUCUUCAUCCUGCUCUCGGGCCUGCCGCCCUUCUGGGCGCCCUCCGAGGACGGCAUCUUCCAGGCCAUCGCCACGGGCCACGUGGACAUGACCUCGGGCGUGUGGGAGGGCGUGUCGGCAGACGCCAAGGAGCUCGUCUCGCGCAUGCUCACUCUCGACCCUCGCCACCGCAUCACUCCGUCGCACGCUCUCAGUGAGUGCUCUGCUGUUGCUGCUCCCUCUGCACUCCUCCGUUCAAUGCUCUGCCCCUUAUGCUCCUUCUCGUGCCGCCACUGCUUAGCCCUUUUCCUCGCCCCCUGUGGUCUGUCAGAGCUGAUGGAGCUGUUGCAGCAGCAGAUGAACAUGAAGAGCAGGGGGCGCGUGGGCAAGAAGAAAGGCAAGCCCUCUGACGCUCGUGCAGCAACUGCUGCGGCAAUAGGGUCUGCUGCUGCUGCUUCUGCUUCCGGCAACAGUGGUGCCAGUGGUGGUGGUGGCAGGGAGGGUGCUGGUGGGGGCGGGGGCAUGGGCGGGAUGACGAAGCGCAGCAGUGUGGCGCGGCUGGUGUUUGAGGAAAUGCUCACAGAGGUGGCGGCGGGCAGGGGCAGGCGAGGCGCCGUGGCGUCGUCCAGGCAGAAGGGGGCGGGCGCGCCUGGCAGCGGCGGCGGCAGCGGCAUCAGCAGCAGCAGCAGCUCCAUAGCGCGGUCGCGGUCGUCAGACGUGAGUGCGCUCAUGGGCUUCGCUAAGAGCCCUCACACUGACCCCCUGGGACUGCCUGUGCCCGCUGGCGACUUGCUGCGCGGCAGGCGCACGCUGGGCAGACGGUUUGAGCGAGAGGAGGAGGAGGAGGGAGGCGUGGAUGACGAGGACGAUGGAGGGCGGGCGGCGUGGGAAGACGGGGAGACAGAUGGCUAUAAGGAGGGGCAAAGUGGGCAGAGGAAGGUGGGUGAGGGUGUGGGCGAGGGCAAGUCAGAGCGGAGUCCGAAGCUGAGCCCUGCUCGUCACAGCCCGCUUGCCCUCGCCACAGCGCGCGUGGGGGAUGGCGGCCGCGAGGCGGGCAGGGAGGCGUGGCGAGUGGAGCGCGAGGGCAGCAGGCGAGUGGAGAAGGGCGAGCUGAUGCAGCUGCUGGCCACGGUGGAGACGCACAUGGCUGCAGCCGCAGCAGACGUGCCUGCUGCUGCUCCACACACGCCCGCAGCCGCUGCAGCAGCAGCAGGGCAGGUGGGCAAGGGAACUGUGCCGCGCGUGUCCAGUGCAGAUGAUGUGACAGGCAAGGCCAAGGCGGGCGGCAAGGCAGGGGAAGGGGAUGGGCGGCAGGGCGCAGGGCGAGGCGCCAUUGCGAGAGCCACGCCGCCGCUGCCUGUGGGGCGCGCCAAAACAGACGUGGGGAGCACCGUUCUCGCCGCCACGCCCUCUCCUGCUGCUGCCGCUGUGGCGCCUGAUGCUGCUGCUGGGGUGGCCGCUGCACCCGGGACAGGGUCAGCAGCAAGCGGUGCGAGAGGGAUGGGUGUGGGAGCAGGGACAUCUGGGGGCGGGGGUGUGGGCGUGGCAGCGAGCGGCAGCAGCAGCGGUCGCUUGUUGCGGCAUCGGUCAGAGGUGGUGGGACUCAUGAGAGGUGGGCCAGACGCUGACAGGGGCGCACCCACUGGUGCUGCUGGUGGCACUGGUGGCGGGGCAGAUGCUGGGGGCAGGAGGCCGGGCAGGAAGACAAUGAGCGAGCUGCUGUCCGCCCUGAACGACCUGGAUGGCAUGGCCGCUGGCAGUGGCCUGGGGGGCACUCCUGGCAGCAAAGGCGUGGGGGGCAGGGAGGCACGGGUGGACAAGGAGAAGCAGCAGGGAGGGGAGCAAGGGGGGGACUCUGGCGCUGCGAGUGGUGAGGAGCGUGAUGCGCGGCGUGGUGACGAUGGGCAGGCAGACAAAGUGGUGGACGCUGCACAGGAGAGUGGCGAGGACGGGGAGAUGGAAGCGUGGGAGUGGGAGGAGAAGGAAAGGAUUCAAGUGCAGGAGGAGAGGGAGCAAGACACACGACCUCUUGAAGCCUUCUCCACCGCAGCAGCAGAAGCAACAGCAACAGCAGCAUCAAUGGCACGGGGCAUGGCAGACCCUAGUGCAGCAGGGAGUGCACCUACGGCACCUUGGCGUCGCCUGGUGUCCCUACCCAUCUAUGCCUCGCCCUCCAACCCCACCAGUGCGGCGCCACCCCAAUGGGGGUCUGAUAGCAAUGCUCCCAUGGCACCUGCCAGCCCUCUGCUUGGGGGGCCAGGCCCUGCCGCUCACGCCCACGCUGCUCUUGCUCUUACCGACGGCGAUUCUGCAGCUGGCUUCGCCACCCCGUUAGCCGCCAGCCGAGGGCAGCGUGUGGCGCUGCGCUCUCUCUCCACACACGCGCUGCGCUCCUCCUAUGCUGCCGGCCUCACUACCCCGCCACCAGCUGCGCCGGCGGCAGCAGGGGGCAGCUGGAAUGCAGAUGGCACCGUUCCCCCGGGGCUAGCAGGCGAGUGGGGGAAGGGCGGCAGCAGCAGGGGCCAGGGGAGAAGCGUGGGCGACUACGCUGGUAGAGCUGCCACUGCCACGCUUGCGGCGCCUGUGAGCGGUGGGAAGGGGCCUAUGGGCAAGGGGAAGUGGGGCGCUGGUGGAGGCGCUGGUGCUGCUCGUGGUGGAGUGGUAGCGGGCGCAGGGGAGGCAGAGGAGGGGGACGGGGCGAGGGAGAGUGAGGAGCGCUUGCGGUCGCCUCGCCUGGAUGCAGGCGCGCCUUUCUCCCCCGCCGCCACGCCCACCUGGGGUGCCGCCAGGGCACGCUUCCCCCCAUCCGCCACGGAGCCCCUCAAUCUCCCCCCGCGCUCCCCCCUGCCCCACGCCAAGUCGUUGAGCGGAACCGUGCCUGCCAAUGGCUUUGGAGGGAGCUGGAACAGCCAACAAGCCAUGGUGCACAGCGCUCAUCUCGCCAACCCUGUCUCUCCUCACCCUCUCUCCCCUCGCUCGCUUGCUGGUCCACUGACCCAUCCGCAUGCCUUCCGUCCAACAUCUCCCCUGUCUCGAUCACCCAGUCCAGCCUCUCGCUAUUCCCACCCUCCACUCACCUCCUUGCCUUCCUCCCAGCCUCCCAUGUUCGACCAAUCGCAGCCGUUCGCCUCCCCCCAGCCCUCCCCCAUGCCUGUCUCCCCGCAUCACCAUGCGGCCACCUUCCCCCACGCCUUCCCCGUGCAUCCUGACUUCCACUCACCCAUGCUGCCGCGUCAUGGCCCCACACUCUCCUUCCCCAAGUCCCCUCGCGGCGAGCCGCGCUUGAAGAGCAGUGUGAGCUUUGGGGGCGGCGUGGGGCCGCCGGCAGGCUCUGGGACAGCAGCACUCCCGGGGGGCCACAUGCGCUCGCCUCUCCAUCGCACCGCAUCAGCCACCGCUGCUGCCGCGCCUCCAUCUUCCUUGGCUGCUGCCCGUGCGCCUGGCAGCAUCACCCUCGCAAAGCCCUACAUCCCUCCGCCCUCGGCUGCAGCAGGCAUUGCGGUGGCAGGUUCAUACGACUCGUGCGGGUCAGGCACAGGGCUUAUCCCAGACGACCAGGCCUUCUGUCGCUCGCUCUACCCCGCGCCUGACUCCGCCUUCCCGCUCUCGCCCCUCUACCCACACCACCACCACCACGACUAUGGCCUUGGGGGAUAUCACCUGCCCGCUGACCCUGGCAGCGGCUCCGGCGAAGGGGGUGGGUACGCCAUGGGGUAUGCAGCGGAAAACGCGAGCUCGUACCGGUCUUUCCAUCGGGGGCAGGCCGCGGGGCACAUGAGGCAAGGAGUGCGGUCGUCCCUGCCACACUCGCGCAGCAUGCAGCAGUAUGAGGCGGUGUCGAGUGGCGAUAUGUAUGCGAGUGGGGGGCAUGUGGACGAGUACGAGGGCGACCAGUACAUGGUAGGGCGUGCUGGAGGGUACGGUAAUGGGCAGCAGUGGGACGGCGACGGCUCGGGCUACUUAUCUCGGAGGUACAGCUUUGAGAACGGGCAAGGGGCAGUGGCAGGUGGUGCGUGUGUGGACGGCACGUGGAUGAGCACAGGCGAGGGGUAUGAUGUUUCAAGGAGGCGGGAUAGGGAACGCGUGGACAAGGGAGGGAGGAGAGAGAGAGAGGUAAGAGGAGUGCGGGAACUGCAGCGAGCAGGAGAGGUGUCGCCCAUGCCUGUUGGCGCCUCCUCUGGCGCCAGGGGCAGCAGCAAUGUGGGUGUUGGUGGCAGUGGGAGUGAGAGGGUGCGAUCAGAGAGAAGGAAGCAGCUGCUGCGGCAGAGGUCACAGGACGCCCCUGUGGCUGCAGCACUGGUGAUGGGGGCAGGAGGAGGGGGGCGCAUGAGGGGGGAGAGUGAGGUGCAUGCAGCGCGCAGCAUCAGCCUCAACACCGUACAAGCCGCCAUGAGCCGGGACACGUCUGCUGGCUCUGCUGACUCGGCGUCGCCCCUGGAGUCGCCGUGCGUGAGCUGGGCAGGGGAUGAGGCGAUGGAGGCGGGUGAUGGCAUGGGCGAGGGCAUUGCGCUGGUGAUGCGGCGAGAAGGCAUGCUGCCCAUGCAGGGGGGGAGGGGGUUGCAGGGGGAGAGGGACAGCGAGGGCAGUGGAAGGAGGGGCGGUGAGAGACCGUCAGGGAGUGAGUGGGAGGGGAGUAUGGAGGGGAGCGAUGAAGAGGCGGUGCAGGGCGAGGAGGAGGAGGAUGUGUACAGUGAGUGGAGUGAUGGCGUAGGGUCCAGCUCAGGGUCAGAGGCGGCGUGGGGACGGGAUGAGGAGGAGAGUGACGGGGGUGCGCGAGUGGGCAAGGAUGUGUUGGUGGACAUGCGGAGAGAGAGGAGUGUUUCGGGCAGUGAUGUAGAUAGCAGUGAGAAUGAGGAGGCUUCAGAUGGGUGGAGUGCAAGUGAUGGGGAAGGAGUAGACGGUGAGCUGUGGGAGGGCGAGAGGGAGAGUAAGAGGGAGAGGGAUAGUGACCGGGCUAAGUGCAACGGAGACAGAGUGAGGGAGGAUGAGAGAGAUUGGGAUGACGAUAGGGAUAGAUACAGAGAGAGGGAUCGAGACAAGGAGAGAGCUAGGCCGAGGGAUCGGGAUCGAGACGGGGCGAGAGACAAAGAACAAGGGAGGAACCGAGACCCGGAGAGAGGCAGGGAGGAUCGAGAGAAAGAAAGAUAUAGGUCCAGGGAAAGUGAAAAGCCAAAGUCUAAGCACAGGGAUAGAAGUCGAGAACGGGACAGCAGGCACAGUGAUAGCACGAGUAGGCACAAGGAGAAGCGAGGAUCAAAGAGCAGAGACACGUAUUAUGAAGAGGAGAGGCACAGAGAGCAUGGGAAGGAGCGGGCCAGGGAGAGGGAGAGGGAUAGCAAGCAUGAGAGAGGGAGCGAAAGGGAGCGAGAGCGACAUGAGCGCACAAGGGAGAGGAGCAGAGAGAGACAUGGCCACAAGGUCAGGGAGAGAAGCAGUGAUCGAGAGAGGAGCCAUGAGCGUGAUGAGGCAAGGAGGAAGGAGAAACGCAAGGAGAGGGAGCAGCAGAGUCGAAGGAAGGAUCCUGAGCAGGCACGUGAGGCCGGUGGGGACAGGGAAAGACGAAGGGAACGAGACAGUGGUAAGACAAGAGAGAAACGUCAGGAGAGGUAUGAAGAGAGAGAGUGGGAAGGAGAGCGGGAUGGGAAAUGGGAUAAGGAGGAUGAUAGGGAGCGAAGCAGAGGUUCGAAAGCUGAAGCUCAAUCAGUGAUGGAGGAUGGUGGUGGUAGGGGGAAGGUGAGAGAUAAAGAACGAGAAAAGAGUCGUGAUAAGGAGAAAGGAAGAGAGAAAGAUCGAGAGAGGGGUAAGGAACGAGACAGAGACAGGGAUAAGGAGAGGGAGAGAGACAAAGGUAGGGACAGGGACAGGGAGAGAGAGAGGGACAGGGAUAAGGAUAGAGAAAGAGAUAAAGAAAGGGACAGGGAUAAGGAGAGAGACAGGGAUAGGGAUAAGGACAGGGAUAGGGGCAGAGAAAAGGAGAAAGGGAGGGACAAGGAUAGCGAGAGAGAAAGAGAGAGAGAGAGGAACCGGGAGAAAGGGAGAGAGAGUUCCAAGCACAAAGGCGAGAGGACACGUGACCGGGACAGGGACAGGGAAGAAAGGGACAGAGAUCGGCAUAAGGACGGCAAGGACAAGGAGAAGAGCCGCGAUAAAGCCAAGAGCCUGGAGAAAGGGAAGGAGCAGAACUGUGACAGGGAAAAGGGUGGCAGGAGCUACAAGGAGAAGUAG
Molecule: messenger RNA, 7170 nt
Organism: Closterium sp. Naga37s-1
Lineage: Eukaryota; Viridiplantae; Streptophyta; Zygnematophyceae; Desmidiales; Closteriaceae
Source: the annotation of a GenBank genome assembly